Molecule: messenger RNA, 4748 nt
Organism: Aspergillus pseudonomiae
Lineage: Eukaryota; Fungi; Ascomycota; Eurotiomycetes; Eurotiales; Aspergillaceae
Product: ABC-2 type transporter-domain-containing protein
Exons: 2
Coding region: 95-4354 (1419 amino acids)
Biological process (GO): transmembrane transport
Cellular component (GO): membrane
Molecular function (GO): ATP binding; ABC-type transporter activity; ATP hydrolysis activity
Source: RefSeq, a predicted model, not a curated record
GUCCCAUCUUCGUGAGGGAAGAUUUUCUUUCUUGGUGUCAACCUCGCCGGAAAGCUUCGUCCAGACUGAUUGCGGUCUAAGCUUCCCUCAAGCCAUGGAGGGCCAGGACUACUACCCGAAGGCACCGCCUUCGGACAACAGAGAUGAUACCGACAGCACAGCUACGGUGAUGGGUGAUGAGUCGGCGCCUACCCCCCGCCCUGCCAACGUCAGCCGCGCCGAAGACUGGAGCCUGAUGCCACAAGUCAAACAGCAACAUGAACGAGACGUGGCAUCUGGUUUCAAGGGUCGUGAACUCGGCGUCACCUGGAAAAAUGUCAACGUCGAAGUGGUUAGUUCCGAGGCCGCCGUCAACGAAAACUUCUUAUCCCAGUUCAACAUCCCCCAGAAGAUCAAAGAUGGUCGUAACAAACCGCCACUCCGCUCGAUUCUUCAGAACAGCCAUGGCUGCGUGAAACCGGGGGAGAUGCUCCUCGUGUUAGGUCGGCCAGGCUCAGGUUGCACGACGCUACUCAAGAUGCUCGCAAAUCGACGACUCGGGUAUAAAUCGGUGGAGGGUGACGUCCGCUUUGGCUCGCUCACUCAUAAAGAAGCCGAUCGUUAUUGUGGCCAAAUUGUCAUGAAUACGGAAGAAGAACUGUUCUUCCCCACCCUAACAGUUGGUCAGACAAUGGACUUCGCAACCCGGCUCAAGAUUCCUUUCAAUCUGCCCAAAGGCGUCGAGUCAGCGGAAGCGUAUCGCCUGGAAAUGAAAAAGUUCUUGCUGGAAGCCAUGGGAAUCUCGCACACAAACGAUACGAAGGUCGGUAACGAGUAUGUUCGAGGUGUUUCCGGUGGUGAACGCAAACGUGUCUCGAUCAUAGAAUGUAUGGCCUCUCGUGGGUCAGUAUUCUGCUGGGAUAACAGUACACGUGGUUUAGACGCCAGCACUGCUCUCGAAUGGGCCAAAGCCAUUCGGGCCUUGACAGAUGUUAUGGGCCUGUCGACUAUUGUCACGCUUUACCAGGCGGGCAAUGGAAUCUAUGACUUGUUCGAUAAGGUACUGGUUUUGGAUGAAGGCAAGCAGGUUUACUACGGGCCUAUGUCCCAGGCAAGGCCCUUCAUGGAGGACCUGGGUUUCGUCUGCCGCGAGGGGUCUAACGUAGCGGACUUCCUGACGGGUGUGACUGUUCCCACGGAACGCAAGAUCCGGCCCGGAUAUGAGAACCGAUUCCCUCGAAAUGCCGACAUGCUCCUGACGGAGUAUGAGAAGUCUCCCCUCCGUACUCAAAUGAUGGCAGAAUACGACUACCCCGACUCUGAUCUCGCCCGGGAACGCACCGAGAACUUCGAGAUGGCAAUCUCGCACGACAGGAGCAAGAAGCUGCCGAAGGGCAGCCCGAUGACGGUCGAUUUUGUGCAGCAAGUCAAGGCGUGUAUCGCUCGUCAGUACCAGAUCCUUUGGGGUGAUAAAGCCACUUUUAUCAUCAAACAGGUGUCGACAUUAGCCCAGGCCUUGAUUGCAGGAUCCCUGUUUUACAAUGCGCCCAACAAUUCGGGAGGUCUAUUUGUCAAGUCUGGUGCUCUUUUCUUUUCCUUGCUCUAUAACAGUUUGCUGUCCAUGUCUGAAGUGACCGACUCAUUCAGUGGUCGGCCGGUUUUGGUCAAACAUAAAGGUUUCGCUUUCUUCCACCCCGCUGCUUUUUGUAUCGCUCAGAUCACUGCCGAUAUUCCGGUCCUCCUGUUCCAGAUCAGCAUAUUUUCCCUUGUGGUCUAUUUCAUGGUUGGCCUCACAAUGAGUGCGUCUGGCUUCUUCACUUAUUGGAUCUUGGUUUUUGCUGUGACAAUGGUUAUGACCGCAUUGUUCCGUGCGGUUGGUGCACUCUUCACGACAUUCGAUGGCGCGUCCAAGGUUUCCGGUUUCCUCAUUUCUGCCCUGAUCAUGUACACCGGCUAUAUGAUUACGAAGCCGCAGAUGCAUCCCUGGUUUGGCUGGAUCUACUGGAUUAAUCCCCUUGCAUACGGGUUUGAUGCCCUCCUUUCGAGCGAGUUCCACGGCAAGAUCAUUCCUUGCGUGGCCACCAACCUCAUUCCUUCUGGUCCUGGGUAUGAAAAUGUCCCCGAUCAUCAAUCCUGUGCUGGUGUCGGUGGCGCUAUUCAAGGAAACAACUAUGUGACCGGAGACCAGUACCUGGCUUCACUGUCCUACAGCCACAACCAUGUCUGGCGUAACUUCGGUAUCCUGUGGGCCUGGUGGGUUUUAUUCGUGGCCGUGACCAUCAUUGCCACGUCCCGGUGGAAGGCUGCUUCAGAAAGUGGAAACACGCUUUUGAUUCCACGCGAGAGGUUGGAUAAGCACAACCAGGUUGCCCGCUUCGAUGAAGAGUCCCAGGUAAACGAGAAAGAGAAGAAACGUAACGAUGGCAGCUCUCAGGAGGGUGAUGAUCUGGACAACCAACUGGUCCGCAACACGUCCGUCUUCACCUGGAAAAAUUUGACAUAUACCGUGAAAACGCCCACUGGUGACCGUGUGCUCCUUGAUAAUGUCUACGGUUGGGUCAAGCCUGGCAUGCUAGGUGCCCUGAUGGGUUCCUCUGGCGCUGGAAAGACCACUCUGCUUGAUGUUUUGGCUCAGCGGAAGACUGAAGGAACCAUCCAUGGUUCCAUUAUGGUUGAUGGACGACCCUUGCCAGUUUCCUUCCAGCGCUCUGCAGGCUAUUGUGAACAGCUUGAUGUCCAUGAACCGUUUGCAACCGUGCGUGAAGCUCUGGAGUUCUCUGCCUUGCUCCGUCAGCCACGUGAUGUCCCUGAUGAUGAGAAACUGAAAUAUGUGGAUACCAUCAUCGAGCUUCUGGAAUUGCAUGAUAUCGCUGACACGCUGAUCGGCCGUGUUGGUGCCGGAUUAAGCGUGGAGCAGCGUAAGCGUGUCACCAUUGGUGUGGAACUGGUCUCAAAGCCGAGCAUUCUGAUCUUCCUGGACGAGCCGACGUCAGGUCUUGAUGGUCAAUCUGCAUACAACACUGUCCGUUUCCUACGCAAACUGGCUGAUGUUGGCCAGGCUGUUCUAGUUACGAUUCAUCAACCUUCCGCUCAGCUGUUUGCCGAAUUCGAUACCCUGCUUCUUUUGGCUAGAGGUGGAAAAAUGGUCUACUUCGGUGAUAUUGGUGACAAUGGCCAGACCGUCAAGGACUAUUUCGGCCGUUAUGGUGCUGCAUGCCCACCUAAUGUGAACCCUGCUGAGCAUAUGAUCGAUGUCGUCUCUGGUACUCUCUCGCAGGGUCGUGAUUGGAAUAAGGUCUGGCUGGAGUCUCCAGAGAACCAGCGUUCCAUCCAGGAGCUUGACCGAAUCGUUAGUGACGCUGCAUCAAAGCCCCCUGGUACGUUUGAUGACGGCCGAGAAUUCGCCACGAGCCUUGCGACACAGAUCAUGUUGGUGAGCCAGCGUAUGUGUGUGGCAUUGUACCGGAAUACCGAUUAUGUCAACAAUAAAAUGGCCCUUCAUAUUGGAUCUGCGUUGUUUAACGGCUUCUCUUUUUGGAUGAUCAACGAUUCAGUCCACUCUAUGCAGCUCCGUCUCUUCACCAUUUUCAACUUUAUCUUCGUUGCCCCCGGUGUCAUCAAUCAACUUCAGCCCCUGUUCCUUGAACGUCGAGAUAUCUAUGACGCCCGUGAGAAAAAGUCAAAGAUGUACUCGUGGGUUGCCUUCGUGACCGCUCUGAUUGUAUCGGAAAUCCCCUACCUCUGCCUCUGCGCCGUCUUUUACUUCGCGUGUUGGUACUACACGGUUGGCUUCCCCACCGACUCGAAUAAGUCCGGUGCUGUGUUCUUCGUUAUGUUGAUGUACGAGUUCGUCUAUACUGGAAUCGGCCAAUUCAUCUCCGCCUAUGCGCCGAACGCGAUUUUUGCCUCCCUCAUUAACCCAGUGAUCAUUGGAACCCUCGCCUCUUUCUGUGGUGUCAUGGUUCCCUACCAACAGAUCCAGGCCUUCUGGCGUUACUGGAUCUACUGGAUGAACCCAUUCAACUAUCUUAUGGGCAGCAUGAUGACCUUCACUAUCUUUGACGUGGAGGUGAAAUGCAAGGACUCCGAGUACGCCCUGUUCGAUCCCCCGAAUGGCACCACGUGCGGCGAGUACCUCACCGAGUUUAUGCAGGGCAUGGGCGCCCGCAUGAAUCUGCUCGAUGCGGACGCGACAUCCGGCUGCCGCGUGUGUCAAUAUACCCGGGGUAGCGAUUACCUUCUCAGCGUCAACAUAAAGGAUUACUACUACGGAUGGCGCGAUGCGGCUAUUGUUGCUCUGUUCGCCCUCAGCUCGUAUGCCCUUGUGUAUGUUCUCAUGAAGCUGCGUACCAAGGCCUCGAAGCAGGCGGAGUAAUGUGGCCGGGCCACUAUUGUGGGUGGUGUGAAACACCAUCCCCUUCCCUUCUCUAAUUGCCCCUAUAAUACCUGAUUGUUUGUUGUUCUUUAUAUUCCCCGAACAUAAUUUUGCUGGAUUAGACCAGGGUGGUCGAUAGAUCGCUGCAUUUCUGGUGUUUGCCUUUUGUUUAUGAUAGAUAUACCAAGUGCUAGACGAGCGAUGAGCUGAUGCGCUUCAUGUGAAUAGAACUGAUUGAGUUGAAUUCGUGGGCUUCAUUUAAAGAUGCGUAUGAAGUGUAGUUAUUUUUGUUAUGGUUAACUGAUUCUGCAAAAUUAGUUAUGAAUUAGUCGACGGUCAUCGUAGUCAAGAGUCGAUAUGUCCUCCAGUCUAGCCUUGGGGUAGGCAUCUGAGA